Molecule: messenger RNA, 3164 nt
Organism: Chrysemys picta bellii (western painted turtle)
Lineage: Eukaryota; Metazoa; Chordata; Testudines; Emydidae
Source: RefSeq, a predicted model, not a curated record
GCAGCUAGAUGGGUUCCCCAGGGCACCUGCAGUGCAGCAAGAGGGAGGGAAAUGGGCCAGACUGGAGGGUCUGAUGGUGAAGGGUCACAGGCAGGGGGGCACCUACUCCCUGUCUGCAUUAGAGAAAUCUGCACUGGAUUAAGCUGUGUAGGUGUGAGCCCUGCUUUACAUGAGCCCUCAUUAGGGGCUUGCACCAAUGUAGUUACCAUGACAGUGACCCAAAUGCAGCCUGGGAUGGGAUUUGGAGGGUUUAAAAAUGUCAAAGGUACAUACAGCAAAACUAAUGGGGGGCUUGAGGCAGUGAGAAGGGCUGGGGCGGCUGGUGUAGUUGUGAAGCUAGUGAAAUACUGUGCAGAGAUGGCAGGUAGUAGUCAGGGGCUGCGUGGGAGCAGAGCAGGCUGGAGAAUCGGAAAGAGAAGCAAUAGCGAUUGCCUCAUUAAAAUCACAAUUGUAAAAAACAAAACCAGAGUCCAGGCUCUUAUUACUGCAACCCUUGCCCUCCCUUCCCUCCUCAUUGUUUGCGGCUUUCACUCAUUGUGUCUACUCCCAGUCCUGCAGGUAUCUGUGCAGCUUUAUGUCUGUUGGAAGCAGCUCCGCGGUAGUGAGUGGGGCUACUCAUUUUAAGUAAAGACACCCAUGUAAGCAAACCUUCAUGAAUUCAACUCAGUCCCCUCUUUGAACGGCCAGGAUCACAGCGGGGGAAACUGAGGCAUGCAGUGCAAUGCCUUGGUCAAGGUCAUCCAGCACGUCUAUAGCAGAGCCUGGAGGAAAACCCCACCUCCUGACACCCAGGCCAGUGAAGCAACCACAGCACUGUCCUUGGAAUACGCAAUGAGAAGCUCACUUUUAUCUUCAGGAAGUGGAGUGGGUGGAAAAGGACGAAUUUGCUUCCGGUUAUUUUGCUGAAAAAUCUCCUGCUAAUUUCAGUGGGGGCUGAAUUUGUGGGCCUGGGAUUAAAGAAUUUUUUUGCUUCCUCUCUAUUAGGAACCUGUUGGUAAUUUAAACCCUCUUGUAGCCGGCAGUGGAUUGAUUGAAACCUUCACCAAUGAGACCAGCAGCUGCUUGAGCUCACCAAUGAGUGGAAGCUGGAGGCCGAGCUCUGCUCUCUUGCCAGUUUGACACUUCUAUGGUUAGAGGUGCACUUGGGAGCUGUGGGGAGGCUGGCGAACAGACAUGCUAUUCAGGACUGGCAGAUGGCUGUGUUUGGUGCUCUAUCUCUGCGCCUGGCCUUUCGUCGAUGGUUUACGCGUCCAUGAAUAUUUAUAUUUCCAAGUGCUGAGUCCCGGAGAUAUCCGCUACAUCUUCACUGCUACGCCGGCCAAAGAUUUUGGAGGCGUGUUUAACACGAGAUACGAGCAGAUACACCUGGUCCCGGCAGACCCUCCGGAGGCAUGCGGGGAGCUAAACAAUGGAGUCUUCAUCCAAGAUCAGAUCGCCCUGGUGGAGCGUGGGGGUUGUUCCUUCUUGUCGAAGACGCGGGUCGUCCAGGAGCACGGCGGGAGGGCGGUGAUUAUCGCCGAUAACGCGUACGACAACGACAGCUUCUACGUCGAAAUGAUCCAGGACAGCACGAGGCUGACGGCGGACAUUCCUGCUCUCUUCCUCCUGGGCAGGGACGGGUACAUGAUCCGACGCUCCUUGGAACAGCACGGACUCCCCUGGGCCAUCAUCUCCAUCCCCGUCAACGUUACCAGCAUCCCAGCCUAUGAAAUGAUGCAGCCUCCAUGGACCUUCUGGUAGUGGGGAGAGAAAGGGAAGGUCUUGGAGCCUUCUGGAUGGAUUUGGUGAAUGGAUUGCCCUUGAAGAACAGCCCCUGCCUGCCCCAAAACUCCACAAUCCAAACUCGCUGGGUGAUUCCCACUGGAAUUAUUGUGCUGCAGCUGGUAGCCAGCUAACCUCAGACAUCAUCGCAUCAUUCACCGUCACCACCGGAUGACUUCCUUAGUAACUAUUUCUGGGCGGGGAGGCAGAUAUCCCAGAGUCUGAGAGGCCAGAGCGCGCUAGAGAAGCAUUCUGAGGAGCUGUAAGAUAGCAGGGGCAUUGCAAACCAUGGCAGGUGCGCACUGCCGGUCUCAAGUGAAAUGGUACCGUGUGGAUAAAGCAUAAAGAGGGGAAAGAGUAAUGCACGGGGGAUCAUUCUGUGCUAGCAGGACCCGCCAGGUCGGCCAGAGGUUUAUAGUUUUCGGCCGAGUGGCGCCAGAAGCCUAAACUCAGGCAAGACGAGGGUGCCUGGAGGAGAGAGGAAGUGGCUGUGUGUGGGUUUGUUUCAGAGAGGGGGUUCAGAAGGGAGAAAUCCUUCCUGUUGAAAUCCAUGGGAGUUAGCACCUAAAUCUCUUUGAGGAUCUGGGCUCGGACUCCGUCACGUCUAAGGAACGAGGCUGCUAGAGCCUGAGGCUGUUCUGGAGCCAGCCCAUAACCACAAGCGAAUACAGGAAUAUAAAGGGCCAGAUUCACCUCUAGCGUAAGCCAGCGCGACCCCACUGGAUAACUCCCACUUCCACCUAGGCUCAGUGGCCAGGCCAGGCAAGGCACUAAGAGAUGGACACAGUGUAGGUGCAAACCUGGGACAUCUGAAAUACUGACGGGGGGGGCAUUUUCCAACCCGCUCUCUGCACCGAACAGACGUAUGGGAACAGGCUGACCUCUUGAGAGGCCCUGGCCCGGCUAGGCAGCCCCUUUCUCCUGAUCAUCUUUCCCCAUCUGCUUGCACAAUGCUGCUUCACGUGGCUGAAGUGUCUCUUCCCAGGUCGCUUGUAGGCCAGGCCUCACUCAACCAUUUUACCAUAACCUGGCACAAGAGCAUCAAGCCACGCCCCCAUCUUUGUGUUGUGCUGGUGAUUGGUCCACUGCCCUCAGGUGUCCUCUAGUUGGCUGAAGAAGCCACCAAUAGAUAAGCAGGGUGGUUGAGGCCCAGUGCAUUAUCCUAAAAAGCAGCGUCCUAUGCAGGUCUUUUAAGUGACUGGAACCUCCUUCCCUGUUUUCUUCCCCAGUAGUUUCCACGGGUCAGUAGAUUUCCAGUUUCCCCAGCAGAUCUCUUGCUCUGCACAUUGGGUGAGUUUUGGCUCAGCCUUCGCAAGAAGAUACAAUGGGGCAGCCGGGGCAGCAGCGGGAAAGGUCGGACUGUCGCCGCCUGCCACUGUAUCGUCAUCUCCAGAUCCAAGGCU